Messenger RNA from Prunus mume (Japanese apricot), 2046 nucleotides. RefSeq lists its product as uncharacterized. Lineage: Eukaryota; Viridiplantae; Streptophyta; Magnoliopsida; Rosales; Rosaceae. The record is from RefSeq and is a predicted model, not a curated record.
AUGCAACUUUUCCCAGAAAAUGUGAGGCACCUCUGGAACGUGUGGGAGCUUCGGGCUACGGUUCUAAUCAGCCUCACCUUGCAAACCAUCCUCAUUCUGAUUGGAAACUGGAGAAAACAUUCAACCAGUAACUUCCUCAGAAUUGUUCUAUGGCUCUCUUACUUAUCCGCCGACGCCGUGGCAACAAUCUCACUUGGCAUACUCUCCAACAACCAAGAAGACUCUCAAGGUGAUUCUGUGCACCCAAACUAUAUAAUAACAGCAUUUUGGGCACCAUUUCUUCUCUUGCAUCUUGGUGGCCCAGAUACCAUCACUGCUUACUCUUUAGAAGACAAUGAGUUGUGGCUAAGGCACUUACUUGGGCUAGUUGCCCAGGUGCUUGUAGCUUUCUAUGUCUGCUUCAGAGCAUGGUCCAGCAAAGCGUUGAAUUUUCUAGCAAUUCCAAUGUUCAUUGUUGGGAUUAUAAAAUUUGGGGAGAGGACUUGGGUUCUGAGGGCUUCAAGCAGUGAGCUAUUUAGAGAGUCUAUGCUCAAAAAUCCUGACCCUGGUCCCAAUUAUGCCAGAUACAUGGAAGAAUACAUAUCAAAGAAAGCUGAAGGGUUCAGGGUUGUACCAACACAUUUCAUUGAAGCAUCCACAAGUGCAGAGGCUUCCCCUAUUACUCAAGUUAAUGGCACUACCCAACCUACAAUCUUAACAUCCUACAAUUUCUUCAAAACUUUCAAGCUGUUAUGUGCUGAUCUCAUCCUCAGCUUUCAUGAUAUCGUAAACAGCCAAUCCUUCUUCCAAAAUACAAACUAUGAGGAAGUUUUCGAAGUCAUCGAGAUCGAGCUAGGAUUCAUGUAUGAUUUGUUUUUCACUAAAGCAGUCCUGGUUUAUUCAUGGCUUGGAGGCAUACUUCGUUGUGUUAGUCUUUCCUUCACAGUUGCUGUAUUGGUCGCCUUCUUGUUUGUAGAGAAGCAAGCAUACAUGGGAGUGGAUGUAGCUAUCACAUAUGCGUUGUUGCUAGGAGCUAUCGUAUUAGAAAUCUAUGCAGUUGCCAUAAUACUUUCCUCAGACUGGACAAAACUAUGGCUGAGCAAGCUACGGCCGAGCAAGCAUAAAAGCAUAAUGGUGGGAGUGGUGGAUUACUUGGACAAAGCCAUUUCAUCAAUCCCAUUGAUUAAAAACGAGAGGUGGUCUAAUACUGUGGCACAGUGCAACCUCAUAACUUUUUGUCUUAAAGCUAGGCCAGCAAAGUGUAUUUUAAUCCACAAGGACUUGUACAUAAAUCAGGUGUUAGAGAAGCAUCGAUACAAAGACUUGAAGGUUGAUUGCAAAGAGUUGAAGGAUUUGAUAUAUAAGCAGCUCCAAGACAGAGCUUCUGCUAACUUGGAGGAUUGCAAACAAUUGUGUGCUCUGAGGGUUGACGAGGUGUUUGAAAAAGCAAAUUGUCAAGAGGAACUUAGAUGGACCAUUAAAGAGUUUGACCAAAGCAUCAUUCUCUGGCAUAUUGCAACUGAUAUUUGUUAUCAUUCGGAGCCGAACCCUAAGAGCAGCCCCAGUUGUGAAACCAGUAGGCUGUUGUCAAACUACAUGUUGUAUCUUUUACUCAUGUGCCCCUUCAUGCUGCCGGACGGGAUUGGACAGAUAAGGUUUAGAGACACAUGUGCUGAGACUGAGGAAUUUUUCACAGAAAGAAAAUCCAUAGCGAAUGAGAAAAAUGCUUGCAAAAUGCUACUCAAAGUGAGCACAAAAAUUCUUCCAUCUGAAGUGAAAGGAGACAGAAGCAAGUCGGUUCUAUUUGAUGCAUGCAGGCUUGCUAAAGCUUUGCAAGCGCUGGGAGAUGAGGAAAACGGGGAGAAGAAGUGGGAGUUGAUGAGUGAUGUGUGGGUGGAAAUGCUAUGUUACGCCGCUAACCAGUGCCGAUGGAGUGAUCAUGCUCAGCAGCUCAGGCGAGGAGGAGAGCUGCUCACUCAUGUCUGGCUUCUUAUGGCACAUUUUGGUUUGACUGAAAAGCUCCAAAUUUCAGAGGGCCAUGUCAGGACAAAAUUGACUGUGGAGUAA